CGAAAAGCGAGAUAUGAAAAAAUAAGAGUCGCUAUUUUUUUUUUUUUUUUGCACUAACAAAUAACGACGGAUAUCUUUUCCGGGAUCGGAUUUUUAAAUCAGUUGGUCUGGAUUUUAAGGAGAAGCACAGGAGUGAGUGAGAGAGAAAGGCAACAAUGAAAUGACUCAUGGGAUGGACACUAUGAAACCUUCAGGAACUGGAUAAUAAACUAUACCUACAAUAACACAAUAAUAACGACAUAAAAAAUGUGAACAUUUUUUUCAACAUGCUACACGAAUGGGAAAUUUGGAAAAUCUGCAUCGUAGGCUGAACCUGCAAGAACCUGCCAUGUUUUGAGCCAUUUCUAUUCCUUUGAUGUGAUUUUGUCUUUUUUUUUUUUAAAGAAGCACCAUCACUGAAUAACCCGAUGCGUCCUCGAAGCGCGCAUGUGUGGCGCAAUGGGUUGGUGUGUGCGUAGCUAGCCAUAAAUCCGUUACCAUGGCUCAGACGAGUUUACUGCAGGGAAAGCGCUUCUACUGCCGAGAGUGGGUUUUCCACAAGAUCCAGCACUGCCUCCAGGAGAAAACUGGCACUUCCUGUGGCUCAGGAAGGGAAGGUCCGCCCAUCUCAGGGGUUGGCGCUUCAUCAGGUGCAGGGAAAUCAGGAUCAUGGGGCGUUUUGCUGGUUGGAGGACCAGGAAGCGGCAAAACAGCACUUUGCACUGAGCUGUUGUGGCCGAGCUCGCAGCACGGCAAUCAUCGCGGUUUAAGCCAAUUCUGCUUAGCAUUUCAUUUCUGCCGUGCCGACGAUUCUGACACGGUGUGUGUGAGCGGUUUCAUACGAGGCCUGGUGACACAGAUCUGCAGAAGUGGACUCGUACCGCAAUAUGAGGAGAAAAUUCGUGACCCUGCCAUCCAGAACGCUCUGAAGCCUGGAGAGUGUGAGAGGAACCCGAGCGAGGUGUUUAAAAGGUGCGUAUUGUUGCCGCUUUUGAGCUGCACUCCUCCUCCUCAGGCCCUGUUUUUGCUUGUCGACUCCAUAGACGAGGGAAUGAAAGGGGGCGGGACGGAGUCCAGCUCUGGCCCCUUGAACCCACGCAGCAUCGGCGAGCUUCUCUCUUCCCAUCAUGAACUCCUCCCACCAUGGCUCCUCCUCAUCUGCUCCGCCCGCCGCCAGAACAAAAACAUCACCAAGCUUUUUACAGGUUUCCGCAAAAUCAGUUUGGAUGACCUACGCAAAGCUUACAUUGUUAAGGAUGUUCAGCAAUACAUCUUGCACAGGCUAGACCAGGAAGAGGCACUACGGCAACACCUGACCAAGGAGACAGCAGAAAUGCUGAACCAGCUCCAUAUUAAGAGCAGCGGCUGCUUCUUGUACCUGGAGCGUGUCCUGGAUGGCGUGGUUGAUAACUUCAUCAUGCUGCGUGAGAUCCGCGACAUCCCAGGAACACUAAAUGGACUUUACCUGUGGCUCUGCCAAAGACUUUUUGUCAGAAAGCAAUUUGCCAAAGUGCAACCCAUCCUGAAUGUCAUUCUGGCCGCAUGCAGGCCGUUGACAGUGAAGGAGUUGUACCAUGCCGUCUGGACUAAAAACAUGACCCUGACCAUGGAGGAGUUUCAGAAAAAGAUGGACAUUCUCUCCAAAUUGCUUGUGGAUGGACUUGGAGGUACCAAGAUUCUUUUUCACUACAGUUUUGCUGAGUGGCUUCUUGAUGUUAAGCACUGCACUCAAAAAUACCUUUGCAAUGCUGCUGAGGGUCACCGGAUGAUGGCUAUGAGCUAUACGUGUAGAGCCAAGCAGCUCAAACCUCUGGAGGUGCAGGAGUUUGCUUUUCACUUGAUCAACUCCAACCUGCAGAUUGAACCUUUUAACCUAGCUCUGUGGAUGGUGUGGAAUGGCACACCUGCAAAAGACUCUCUUUCUACAUCCAUUCCCAAAGAGCAGGAGGUCUUGCAGCUUUUGGUCAAAGCUGGAGCUCACAUCAGCAAUGAGGAUGAUCAUGCUUCAUGCAUUGUUCAGCAAGCCCUGGAGCGAGAGGAUUCCAUCCGCACUUUGCUUGAUAAUGGUGCUUCAGUAAACCAAAGUGACUCCAGUGGACGAACUCUACUGGCUAAUGCAGCGUACAGUGGCAACCUGGAUGUGGUGAAUCUGCUCAUUUCCAGAGGUGCCAAUAUGGAGCUUGAGGACAACCACGGACAGACACCACUCACACUUGCUGCCAGACAAGGACACACCAAGGUAGUUAACUGCCUGAUCGGCUGCGAUGCCAACAUCAACCACACGGAUCAUGAUGGCUGGACUGCUUUAAGGUCUGCAGCUUGGGGUGGUCACUCUGAAGUGGUCUCGGCACUCCUCUAUGCAGGUGCCAAGGUUGAUUGUGCAGAUGCAGACAGCAGAACUGCCCUGAGGGCUGCAGCAUGGGGAGGUCAUGAGGAUAUUGUCCUUAACCUUUUACAGCAUGGAGCAGAAGUCAACAAGGCUGAUAAUGAAGGAAGGACUGCACUUAUUGCGGCAGCCUACAUGGGACACAGAGAGAUUGUCGAGCACCUGCUGGACCAUGGUGCUGAGGUAAACCAUGAGGAUGUUGAUGGACGAACAGCUUUGUCUGUUGCAGCCCUCUGUGUCCCUGCUAGCAAAGGCCACGCCUCGGUGGUUAGUCUUCUCAUUGACCGUGGUGCUGAAGUGGACCACUGUGAUAAAGACUGCAUGACACCUCUUCUGGUUGCUGCCUAUGAAGGGCAUGUGGAUGUAGUGGAUUUGCUUCUAGAAGGAGGAGCAGAUGUUGACCAUACAGACAAUAAUGGACGAACACCUUUGCUUGCUGCAGCAUCCAUGGGACAUGCUUCUGUUGUCAAUACAUUGCUUUUUUGGGGUGCAGCGGUGGACAGUAUUGAUAGUGAAGGAAGGACUGUGCUCAGCAUUGCAUCUGCUCAAGGGAAUGUGGAGGUGGUCCGAACUCUGCUGGACAGAGGCCUCGAUGAAAAUCACAGAGAUGAUGCUGGUUGGACACCUUUACACAUGGCAGCAUUUGAGGGACAUAGACAGGUGUGUGAUGCCCUCAUUGAACAAGGUGCUCGAUGCUCAGAGGUGGACAAUGAUGGACGUAUACCCUUGAUCCUGGCUGCUCAGGAGGGACAUUAUGACUGUGUGCACAUCCUCCUUGAGAAUAAGUCCUGCAUUGAUCAGAGAGGGUAUGAUGGAAGAAACUCCCUCAGGGUUGCAGCUAUGGAAGGACACAGAGAUAUUGUAGAGCUUUUGCUGAGUCAUGGAGCUGACAUAGACUACAAAGACGCUGAUGGCCGCCCAACCUUAUACAUACUGGCACUUGAGAAUCAGCUAGGCAUGGCUGAGUAUUUUUUAGAGAACGGAGCGAAUGUAGAGGCGAGUGAUACUGAGGGCAGGACAGCCCUUCAUGUUUCCUGUUGGCAAGGCCAUGUGGAAAUGGUAAGAUUGCUGAUCAGCUACCAUGCAGAUGUGAAUUCUUGCGACAAUGAAAAGCGAUCUGCUCUUCAAUCUGCUGCGUGGCAAGGUCACACAAAAGUCGUCCAAUUUUUGAUUGACAGUGGCACUCAUGUUGAUCAUACUUGCAAUCAGGGAGCCACCGCACUUGGCAUUGCUGCUCAAGAAGGUCACAUUGAUGUAGUACGCAUUCUUCUUGAGCAUGGUGCAGAUCCAAACCAUGCAGACCAGUUUGGUCGUACAGCCAUGAGGGUGGCAGCCAAAGGAGGCCACUCAAUGAUCAUUAAACUUUUAGAGAAAUAUGGUGCCACUAGUCUGAAUGGCUGCAAUCCCUCACCUAUACAUACUAUGGAGCAGAAAACCCCACUCUCAGUUACAGGAAAGAUGCAAUCACUUACUAUCAAAUCCAGUAGUUCUGGUAGCACAGGAGCUGGAGAUGUUCAACCAUCAGGUCGAGGUUUAUCUAAUGGACCUGUUCAUGCUUUCAGCUCCCCUUCUGAAUCUCCAGACUCCACAGUGGACAGGCAGAAGUCCUCCCUCUCCAAUAAUUCCCUGAAAAGCUCAAAGAACUCAUCGCUGAGGACUACUUCGUCCACCUCAACAGCCCAGACAGUGCCCAUAGAUAGUUUCCAUGGACUUAGCUUCACAGAGCAAAUCCAGCAGCACUCUCUGCCUCGAAGUCGCAGCAGGCAGUCUAUAGUUUCCCCUUCUUCGACCACAAAGUCCAUCGGCCCACAGCCCGGAUCACCUACCAGUGAAUUUGAUUGGAGUCAAGUGAAACCAGGUCUGAAAUCCUCUAAAGGAGGAAAGAGUGGGAAUGGGACAAACUAUUGCACAAGAAAGGAAGGAUCUGGAGACAAGAAGAAAUCUAAAAACAGUAAUGCCCUUCCACAUGGUCAGGUUUUGGAAUAUGAGAUGACCCAAUUUGAUAAAAGAGUUACUCUCAACAAGCCAGUGUCCAACUUUGCAGUAAAGGAUCCUCAUUGCAAGAUUGUGCUGGGAGGCUCCAACACUCUGGACUCUGGCCAAUCACAGGAGUCAUAUUAUAUCCAGCAGCAGAGUUGUGCUGAGAAGAAGAGAAAUGGGAUUAUGACCAACCCUAACUAUCACCUACAGGGAAAUCAAGUCUAUUUAGGGAGAGUCUCAGUACCCAGAACUGUGCACAACAGGGGACAGCAGGAUGUUCUUGACAACUACCCAUUAGGGGAGUCUGAAUUAAGCCUUAAACAAGCUCUGAAACUACAGAUUGAAGGAUCAGACCCUGGGUUCAACUACAAGAAAGAGACGCCAUUAUAACUGGCAUCUUAAACUGAAACCCUCAUCCAGAUGUUAUGGAGAAUGUGCCAAAGCAGCUGUUUUCAUCGGGAAAAAAAAUAUCACGGGUUGUAUGUAUGAAAAUUCUCAGAUCGAAAAGUGCUUGAUCUAGAAUCAGAUUUUAUAUGUCCUAAUAUUGUUGAACACAACAUGAAAUUAUCAGAAAGGACCUGAUCCUAGAUUGGCACUUAACUCCUGAAAUGUAUACAUAUGCUCCCAGAAACCAUUGCUACUCAGCCCUCAAUGAAACACCUCAGCUAGAAUAAAAAGAAGGAGGAAAAAAAACAAACAAAAAAAAAAAAACAAAUGUGGAAACCCAAGGGAAGUAUCCUGAUUGCAGCAUUUGGCAAAUAAUAUGAACUGAAUAUCUAUGUGCCUACCGAUGUUACAGCCUACUCAUAUUCAUGCACAUCAUCAUUUUAAUUUAAUGUAUUGCUAUUUAAUUAGCCAUGUAUGCACUUUUUAUUUUUUCUGCAAUGAGAAAAAAAAUCUAAUCACUUAUGCUCAGUUUUCUAUUUUUCUUCAUUUUUAUGGUGCUUGUUUUUUUGGUUUUAUUAUUAUUAUUAUUAUUAUUAUUAUUUUUAUUUUUAUUUUUUCAUUUUUAAUCAACAAAAUUGGUUCAGUGUUUUUGCUUGUUUAUCACAUCUCUUUUCUACCUGUAUAAUACAAGAAAAAAUGGACAGCAGUGUAUCAGCUGACUAGGGAAAAGAUCAAGAAUAUCAAUAAUCGCCUCUGGAAAGAAAAUAUCAAAGACACAUCAUAUCUCUUUCCUAUUCCUGUUGUUAUAAUUACAAAUUUUGUCAGUCAGUCAGUCAGUCAGUCAGUAUGCAUUUAAUAGUAAUGGCAGAUACAAAUUACUCCCCUUCAGUGUAGUCAAUCAUAUUUAUUUUGAAAAAAAAAAAAAAGCCACUUUUAGUUGUCAUACUAUUUCAUGGUGCUGUGUGCAGUUUUUAUUUGCUAUUACAAUUAUUUUUCAACUUUGUCGCCUCCAUUGUCUUAUUUUAACUUUAUAUCAUGUUUUUUGUAGUAUUACCAGUGCCCUGAGGGGCGGAGUUAAUUUGACCCUGCCUCGCAUUUUUAUUUAGUCCCUGUGGGACCUUUUUUUUUUUUUUUUAACCAUUUAUUAUUAUGUUGAAUUAUUUACAGUCAUAUUUAAACAUGAAUAGAAUUUGGUGCUAUAUACGAAAUGGUUUUCUGUAAUCAAAAAUUGACUGAUUGUUCAAUUUGUCCCCCGACUAUUUUCCAGACUAUAAGACAUUUUUUUUCCUCUAGAAUGUACUGUGACCUAUACAACCAUUUAACAUGUGUUAUACAAAAUCCAACCAAUAAAUGAAGUGAAUUUACAGUCAUCAUGGCAAGCACAAAUUACCAAUGUUUGGUUUUGAAGCCAAUAUUCAACUUUAUUUGACUGAGCCACCUGGUUCAUCAUGGGUGGACAGAUCAGGAAAUUUUUAUCUAGCCCAUCAGGCAAGGAAAACCUCCAAUGUGUAGGUUUUUUCUUUCUCUGGUUGUUGAACCUACUUGUCCAUAGGUACAGUGGCCAGGCUACUGAUUUGUCCACCCCUGAUUAUGUAAAAUUUAAAUGCCUGUUACAUUAAAAUUUACUCAGUUUUACUUUUCCCGUAAAUGUACUUGAAAGAGCAAAGACAUGCUCAUGAGUCGAGACUUUAACAAGAAUGUUACUGUUGAUAACUACGUUUUGUUCAUUGUCGUACUAUGACCUAAACCACAUCGCUAAAGUCCGUGUGAAGAACUGGAUGAGGUUUAGGGACGAUAUUUAUGAAAAAAUAUUUGGGUGAGAUAGAGCGACAUUGCAUAUUUAGCUACAUUAGCCUCAUAGUUACAAUGCAAACCUAAAGAAAUAAAGAUUGUACACUAUACGCUGAUUGAAUAUCUUUAAGAUAAUUUCGGGUUUUUAUUGUUCCUUAAAUGUGAUUUCUGAAAGGCAGCAACUUAUAGAUUUUAUUUUCUCAAAUAAACAUGUCUUAUAGUAAGGAAAAUACAGUAAGCCUAAUCCUGUCCUUAAUUAUAUUUUCAGUGGGAAUUCCAAUUUAAAAACAAUUUUUCAGUCUAUGACUAGGCUUCGUCUGUCCUGACAAUUAUGUACCAUUAUGCUAAUGCUGACAAAAUAGAAAGAUUUUCUCUUUGUCGAAACAUCAAACUGAAGAAAAACAACAUGGCAAAGCGGCUGGAAAUGUGUCUCCUCUGUUAAAAUAUUGAGUAAUUCAUAUUUUGGUUUCAGGGCAUCAUCUGAAACGUGUUCUCGUCAUGCCAAAGUUGAAACAGUAAUGGGUGAGUGAGUGAAUCUAUACGAGUCGAGUGUGUGUAGCGCUUCGUUUUACGCUGCUGGCAGUGAGAGCUGAAGAAUAAAAGAAAGGUGAUAGCAAAAAAAAAAAGUAAUAAUCAUAAUAAAAGACUAACAAAGACAGUUGAAAGCUCGGGAUGUCUGAACAAGAGCCUUUCAUUCGAAGGUAGAGAGAGAGAAAGAGUCUUUGAAAAGGAAUUCUGGACAGUAUUCAGAAAUGUUAAGCCAUCUGUUGACCUGCAGUGUUGCUUCAUUUUCUUUUUCUGUUCUUCCACCGUGCAUGUCUGUCUGUCUGUUCUGUGUAAUAGCUCAACCUCGGGGUUCGAUGAAAGAAGUGUGAGAUUGGAGAUUGUAAAUAGCUUGACCAUGUACAUUUAAACUUCACUUUUUUUUCUUGUAUUAUAUUAAGGCGAUUUUUUUCUGACGUAUAUUAAAGUGCUUAAUAAACAUAUUUGCUUUACUGCUGAA
This is a messenger RNA of Pangasianodon hypophthalmus (striped catfish), 7526 nucleotides long. RefSeq names its product ankyrin repeat domain 50 (gene ankrd50). The record is from RefSeq and is a predicted model, not a curated record. The transcript is spliced from 5 exons. Bases 479 to 4735 code for a protein of 1418 amino acids. NCBI's taxonomy places the organism in Eukaryota, Metazoa, Chordata, Actinopteri, Siluriformes, Pangasiidae. Gene Ontology annotation, molecular function: protein binding.